UGCAACUUAGCAGAGGGACUGUCUCUGCCGUCAGCACCAGGCCAUGUUUGUCACUGAGGGCUCCCUGGUGGCCGCCAUCUGGGCAGCGCUCCAUCCUAGGACUCUGCUGCUGGCUGCUGUCACUUUCCUGCUCCUGACCAACUUCUUAAUAAACAGGCGCCCCAAGAACUGCCCUCCAGGGCCCUGGCGCCUGCCCUUUGUGGGAAACUUGCUCCAGUUGGAUUUGGAACAGUUGCAUCUGGCAGUUCAGCAGUUUGUGAAGAAGUACGGAGACCUAAUUAGCCUGGAUUUUGGUAAUAUCCCUUCAGUGGUCAUAACUGGACUACCCUUAAUCAAAGAAGCUUUCACUCACAUGGAACAAAACUUUUUGAAACGCCCCAUUACACCUCUCAGAAAACGUGUCUUUAAUGACAAUGGAUUGAUCAUGUCCAAUGGUCAGACAUGGAAGGAGCAAAGGAGGUUUGCACUAAUGACACUCAAGAACUUUGGAUUGGGAAAGAAGAGCUUAGAGCAGCGCAUACAGGAGGAGGCCCUCCAUCUUGUGGAAGCCAUAGGAGAAGAGGAAGGACAGCCUUUUGACCCUCACUUCAAUAUCAACAAUGCAGUUUCCAAUAUCAUUUGCUCCAUUACCUUUGGGGAGCGCUUUGAUUACCAUGACAGUCAGUUUCAGGAGAUGCUGAAGCUACUGGAUGAAGUCACGUGUUUGGAGGCAUCAAUGAUGUGCCUGCUCUACAAUGUCUUUCCAUCCAUAAUGAAAUAUCUUCCUGGACCACACCAAACAGUUUUCAGAAACUGGGAAAAGCUGAAACUGUUUGUGUCUCACAUGAUGCACAGUCACCAGAAAGAUUGGAAUCCUGCUGAACCGAGAGACUUCAUUGAUGCUUUCCUCACAGAAAUGUCAAAGCACCCAGACAAGACUACAAGUUUCAGUGAAGAAAACCUCAUCAUGAGCACUCUGGACCUCUUCUUUGCUGGAACAGAGACAACAUCCACGACCCUGCGCUGGGCUCUGCUCUACGUGGCUACAGACUCAGUAGUGCAAGAAAAAGUACACACUGAGAUUGACAGAGUGAUUGGCCAUGGGAGGCAGCCAAGCACAGCUGACCGAGAGUCCAUGCCCUACACCAAUGCUGUCAUCCAUGAGGUGCAGAGGAUGAGCAACAUCAUCCCCUUGAAUGUUCCCAGGGAAGUGACAGUUGAUAGCACACUGGCUGGAUUCCAUCUGCGUAAGGGGACCAUGGUCCUCACUAAUUUGACUGCACUGCACAGGGAUCCCAAAGAGUGGGCCACCCCAGACACCUUCAAUCCAGAGCAUUUUUUGGAAAAUGGACAGUUUAAGAAGAGAGAAUCCUUUCUGCCUUUCUCAAUGGCCUUCCAAGCAGGAAUCAGCGAGCUCUGCAGAGAAAAGGACACAGACGUAGACAAAUGUGCUGCAGCUAGAGCUCGGUGUCCACCGGGUUUCCUCACACUGAAGCUUAUGUUUCCUAACGUGUCUGCAGGAGGUGACAAAUGCCACACAGAAGUCGCACUACGGAAAUGUGGACUUCACUGA
Molecule: messenger RNA, 1552 nt
Organism: Microtus ochrogaster (prairie vole)
Lineage: Eukaryota; Metazoa; Chordata; Mammalia; Rodentia; Cricetidae
Product: cytochrome P450 2J3-like
Exons: 9
Coding region: 44-1552 (502 amino acids)
Biological process (GO): xenobiotic metabolic process
Cellular component (GO): intracellular membrane-bounded organelle; cytoplasm
Molecular function (GO): oxidoreductase activity, acting on paired donors, with incorporation or reduction of molecular oxygen, reduced flavin or flavoprotein as one donor, and incorporation of one atom of oxygen; iron ion binding; heme binding
Source: RefSeq, a predicted model, not a curated record